ACAGGCAGGGUAAGACGGCUCUGGGUGUGGCAGUCAGAGCAGAUGAGGUGAUUAUAGUGGACAUGAUCAUCAAAGCAGAAAGACACUACGCUUGGAGGAAGGCCAACCCUGAGAUUAAUGAGAGUGUUCACAGCGAGUAUCCACUAACGUUUAAACUCGACCACCGCUAUGAGACAAAGCAGCUCCGUUCAAUGGCCUGGCACCUGGCGUACAAGCUCCUGAAACCAGGAGACUGGAAAAGACUGGCACAACACUGGGGCUUCACUAAGGAGCAAGUGUCGGCCAUCGAGGAGCAGUGGACAGGUCAGCACAGCUAUCAAGAGCAUGGGAACAGGAUGCUGCUGAUCUGGCUGCACGGGGAGGAGUCGGCUCAGAAGUGCCCUGCUAGAGAACUCUACCAAGGCCUCAUCCUCACAGGAAACAAGAAAGCUGCAGAUAAGAUUCGGAUGGAGGCAGAGAAUGCCAGUAGUAAGAGCUGCAACAUUUCAUGAGGAUUAACACUGCAAAAUAUGGACGGGAAAAAUGAACUUCAUGUACAUCAUUUAACUCCUGCUCUGUACAGGACAAUAGCAGUAAAUAAUUUAUUCUAAAAACAAAAUCAUGAUCUUUAAUAUAUGGCUUUGAUUUAGUAAACAAUCUGCGGUGUUG
Micropterus dolomieu (smallmouth bass) is the source of this 648-nucleotide messenger RNA. RefSeq names its product ankyrin repeat and death domain-containing protein 1B-like. Gene Ontology annotation, biological process: signal transduction. The record is from RefSeq and is a predicted model, not a curated record. Gene Ontology annotation, molecular function: protein binding. Lineage: Eukaryota; Metazoa; Chordata; Actinopteri; Centrarchiformes; Centrarchidae. The transcript has 5 exons. The coding region runs from base 63 to 491 and encodes 142 amino acids.